ACCAAUAAUUCUGCACAAGUCACUGUAUAUGACGUGACAAGACUCUGCAGGGAAUCUCGUCCCCACCACCGACAUGAAGUGACAAGACUCUGCAGGGAAUCUGGUCCCCACCACAGACUUGACGGGACAAGGCUCUGCAGGGAAUCUCGUCCCCACCACAGACAUAAAGUGACAAGACUCUGCAGGGAAUCUCGUCCCCACCACCGACAUGAAGUGACAAGACUCUGCAGGGAAUCUCGUAAUAACCUAUGCAUUUUGGCUAUAAAUAUGUUCCCAAACUUGUUCAUUUUCUUCAUCACCUCUUAUACUAUCAUCAGAGCAACUUAGCAUCAGAGCAACUUUGUGUUUCAUCAUCAACAAACAUGUCUCUCCUAACUAUGGGUCAAGAGCACCGAGGCACCAUUGCAAACAUUGCGACCUAUGAUGUCACGAGAUUUAGGACCCGUGCUGGUAAGAUGAUUGCUCCUGACCCUUUGAUUGUGGACUACGUUAAACGUGCGGGAUUUGGUGAGGUAAUGAACUUAACACAUACCUCAGUUGAUAUGAAGUUUAUAUUAGCAUUGUGUGAGCGUUGGAGGCCUGAGACUCAUACUUUUCACCUUCCAAUGGGUGAAUGUACCGUCACUCUAGAGGACGUGUACAUGUUGUUGGGUCUCAGAACAAAUGGAAAGGCAGUGUAUGGAAAUGUCCAACAACCAAACGCCCUAUGCGUCGAAUUGUUGGGUGUGGAUUUAAUAGAGGGUGAGGGGCAACAAAGGGGUAGGGGCCAAGGUAUAAAGCUUGCUGGCCUUCAGGAAGCUUAUGUUGGGAUUCAAUUGGAUCAGUUUUCUGACGAAGAAACUAUACUGCGGAAAACUAGGAUGUAUAUUAUGUUGUUGUUUGGUAGGUUUCUAUUUCCCGAAGGCACGGGAAAUAGUGUUAAUUUUAUGUACUUGUGUUUACUUGGGGACAUUGAUGCAAUAAAGACAUAUAGCUGGGGUUCGGCUGUGUUGGCAUACCUAUAUAGUUCCUUAUGCAAAUGUGCAAAAAAGGAUGUUUGUACAUUUAGUGGAUGUGCAUUCUUGCUACAAACAUGGGCAUGGAUCAUGAAAUCACUUCCUAGAACACCCCAUAUCCUAUUACUUCUACUGGAGAAAGACAGUUUCCAGGUGCAUCAAUUUCUUUCCAUGUGUGUUAUUAUACUUGGAUCUGGUGUAAUUCGACUUAUGUUAGUGGAGUGUAUGACACCUGUCUUUAUGUUGAGUCAUGGUGACUACUUGAUUGCUUUGCAAUUAUGA
Messenger RNA from Vicia villosa (hairy vetch), 1277 nucleotides. Its product is annotated as serine/threonine-protein phosphatase 7 long form homolog. Gene Ontology annotation, biological process: meristem maintenance; meristem development. NCBI's taxonomy places the organism in Eukaryota, Viridiplantae, Streptophyta, Magnoliopsida, Fabales, Fabaceae. The record is from RefSeq and is a predicted model, not a curated record. The transcript has 4 exons. Bases 249 to 1277 code for a protein of 342 amino acids.